Molecule: messenger RNA, 612 nt
Organism: Macrosteles quadrilineatus (aster leafhopper)
Lineage: Eukaryota; Metazoa; Arthropoda; Insecta; Hemiptera; Cicadellidae
Exons: 1
Coding region: 1-612 (203 amino acids)
Source: RefSeq, a predicted model, not a curated record
AUGUAUUCAGAGUGCCGAUCUAUUUUUCUCUUAUGCAGUUACUUCUCAACAUUCAUGUUUGUCUAUUCCCAAAAGCUACUCGCAAGGCAUUGUCCUCAAGUUGUACCAAUAUCUGAUUUCGACCGGGACAGGUACAUGGGCGUCUGGUAUCAACAAGCUCAGUUCAAGUCUUUCCUAAGAGAGGAAGUUAUGUGCAAACACGUCGUCUACAAACCUGUGGGAGAGAACGGGUUUCGCCUUGAGGCUCGAAUGUUGGCAAGAGUGCUAAACGGGCCAGUAUCGAUAUACGGUGUUGCCAAGCCUGUUAGACCCUCAAACGAUUUAACAGGUGAAUAUGUGGUGACUAUGUUUGGGGAAGCAACGAACGAAGAUAUUUCUUACAAUAUAUUGUUCACCGAUUAUGAUAGGAUAUCCAUUGUUUGGAGUUGUGACUCGUUUUACAAGCUAUGGAGCAAGCAGAACAUUCAAGUGUUGACAAGAGACAGAAAGAUGAACUCGACGACGUUGUUGGCCUCAACGCUAAAGACACUGCUACCUCAGCAGCUGGACCAUUAUCUUGAUCUGCUAAGUCCGAUAGAUCAGAGUGAGUGUGAGGAAAUUUUGCCUCAGUGA